UACGCAGAAAGCAGGCAAAAAGAACGAUGUUUUCGUGAGUGAGAAAAGUUAACAGUUUGUAUUACUGUUUAAAAAAAUAAAUCAUAGCUGGUCCUUAAUGUUGAAUCCUCUGUAUUGUUGAAGAAUAUAAAAAUCGGUGUCUGAUCUACGUUUCAACAGUUGAAUUACCGGAUUAUCAAACGGUAGAGUCGAAUUGACGGCGAUCUCUAAAAGCGUUCCAAGUUUUCAAUUGAAAUUUCCGAAGAAAUAGCAUGAUAUAUAAUGCUAAUAAUUUGCAGUUGAAAUAAUGAUGAAAAAAAAUGCUUAUUUUCAAUGUUGAUGUCUAGUGGUUCUGAAUAAAGUAUAUGAAGACGCGGUAAUUAUAACAGUGCAUAAUGAAAAGCAAGAAUAAGCUGAUAAAUUCGCCUGGAUCGGGAAGUGAAAAUGUUAGUUCCAACUAUCCAUGUUCGGUUUCGAACGGAGCUAAUCCAUUACUGAGUGCAGCCAGUGGAGAAUGUGCACAACAGCUUCAGAAACCUCAUAUUUCAUUGGACAAAUAUGACGAGUUCCAGUUCAAAGUGCCUCCGGAAGCACCGGUGUUUGAACCCUCCGAAGAGGAUUUUAAAAAUCCUCUUAUCUACAUAAAUAAAAUACGACCGAUAGCUGAGAAAUAUGGAAUCUGUAAGAUUCGACCUCCCACGAGCUGGCAGCCGCCAUUCACUGUUGAUGUCGAGAAACUAACCUUUGUACCACGUGUGCAGCGUCUUAAUGAGUUGGAAGCGGAAACUCGCAUAAAAUUGAAUUUUCUUGAUCAGAUUGCCAAAUUCUGGGAACUGCAAGGCUCUUCACUUAAGAUUCCCAUGGUCGAACGUAAACCUCUCGAUCUUUACACAUUACAUAAGGUAGUAAACGAGGAAGGUGGUAUUGAAGUGGUAACUAAAGAACGGAAAUGGUCAAGAGUGGCUUGUCGGAUGGGUUAUCAGCAAGGUAAGAACGUAGGAACAAAUCUGAAGGCACACUACGAGAGAAUUUUAUAUCCAUUCGAUAUUUACCGUUCUGGUAAGAUAAUAGAUUUGGCAAAUUUAGAAACUGAACAAGAGGAUUGCGAAUAUAAACCGCAUUCAAUUGAAGCACGGCAGCAGAUCCAGCCUCCACCUGCUACAACAGCAAGACGAUCUCAACGCUUUGCCCAGAUGAAUAAAUCGGCCAGUAUUGGUGCAGAAAAUGAUUCUUCCCGUACAUCACCGGGAAAAUAUCGUAUGAAGAGUACAAAUGGAUCGACCAGAAACAAAUCAGAAAUUCUAUACACACCGAAUCAACACGAUCCGAUGGCUAAAUAUAUAUGUCUUAUGUGCAACCGAGGUGACGUUGAAGAAUCCAUGCUCCUUUGUGAUGGAUGUGAUGCAUCGUACCAUACGUUCUGUUUGCUGCCGCCACUACAGGAAAUACCAAAAGGUGAUUGGCGCUGUCCUAAGUGUAUUGUAGAAGAGAACUCCAAACCCGUUGAGGCAUUCGGUUUUGAGCAGGCUCAACGUGAGUAUACUCUUCAGCAGUUUGGUGAGAUGGCAGACCAAUUCAAAUCCAACUACUUCAACAUGCCUGUUCACCUUGUACCUACUGAACUAGUCGAGAAGGAGUUUUGGCGUAUUGUGUCUUCAAUCGACGAGGACGUUACCGUUGAGUAUGGUGCCGAUUUGCAUACCAUGGACCAUGGUAGUGGAUUCCCAACCAAGUCUUCCCUGUAUUUACUACCAGAAGAUCAAGAAUAUGCCGAGUCUAGCUGGAAUCUGAACAAUCUGCCGGUUUUGGAUGAAUCUAUUUUGGGACAUAUUAAUGCUGACAUCAGCGGUAUGAAGGUUCCAUGGAUGUACGUUGGAAUGUGUUUCGCAACAUUUUGUUGGCACAAUGAAGAUCAUUGGAGUUACUCUAUCAACUACUUGCAUUGGGGUGAACCCAAAACUUGGUACGGUGUCCCAGGCAGUCGUGCAGAAGAGUUCGAGAUGGCUAUGAAAUCUGCUGCGCCAGAAUUAUUUCAAUCUCAACCAGAUCUCUUGCAUCAGCUUGUAACCAUUAUGAACCCGAAUAUUUUGAUGAACGCAAAUGUACCAGUAUACAGAACCGAUCAACAUGCUGGAGAAUUCAUUGUAACGUUUCCGCGAGCCUACCAUGCAGGAUUCAACCAGGGCUACAAUUUUGCAGAAGCCGUCAACUUUGCUCCGGCUGAUUGGAUGAAAAUGGGCCGAGAAUGUGUCAAUCAUUAUUCAAAACUGCGACGGUAUUGCGUUUUCUCACACGAUGAAUUAGUGUGCAAGAUGGCUCUGGAACCGGAUCGGUUGAAUCUUGGUAUAGCAACAGCUUGUUACAUUGAUAUGGCUGAAAUGGUGGACACCGAGAAGAAACUAAGGAAGAAUCUUUUAGAAUGGGGUGUCACUAAUGCGGAACGUGAGGCCUUUGAGCUACUAUCGGACGAUGCAAGGCAAUGUGAAGUAUGCAAAACAACCUGCUUCCUAUCAGCCGUGACUUGCAAGUGCACCACUAAUUUAGCUUGUCUCCGCCACUUUGCUGAACUAUGCGAAUGUCCAUCGGAAAAUCAUACCUUAAAGUAUCGUUACACAUUAGACGAGCUUCCAUUGAUGGUGCAGAAGCUUAAAGUAAAAGCUGAAUCAUUCGAAAAGUGGCUGUUCAAAGUACGAGACGUACUCGAUCCAGCAGUUAGCACCAACAUCACAUUAGAUGAGCUACAGGAGAUUGCUCAGGAAGCAGAAACACAAAAAUUUCCAAACAGCGUAAUUUUGGAACGAUUGAACUUCUCUAUUUUAGAGGCCCAAAAAUGCAUUACGGUUAUUCAGCAGUUGGAUAUCAAUAAAAUUCGUACGAGGACCCGUAAUUCAGCAGAGUGUGCCAAGUACAAACUUACAUUGGAAGAGCUGGACAUGUUUGUCAACGAAAUUAACAAUCUGCGCUGCAUAAUACGUGAAGGGGACAGUGUUCGAGAGCUUCAGAAAAUUGGAAAAGAAUGGGUAAAACAGGUGGAAUGCGCCCUAAAUACCCGUUUUAAGGAUACAAAUAUUCAGCAGCACACACACUUGAUUGACGAAGGAAAUUCGCUGUGCAUCGAAUUGCCACAAAUAGUGCAACUGAAAGAUCGUCUAGCGCAGUUCAAGUGGUACAAACAAGUUCGUCUACUGAGAGAAAACACAAUUGAUCGCCUUUCGUUGGAUGAAAUCAAGAAACUAUUGGACGAGGGUAUGAACAUACUUCCUCAUACAGUGUUGGAGAAGGAAUUAGCUGAACUGCAUGGAAUCAUGUUACAGGUAAACUAUUCUACAGAGAAAAAAAAAUCGAAAAUAUCAACAUGUUUUUCGUUGUUUUUGCUCCAUACAGUUUAAAUUUUCAACUAGUUUUUUUGGUUCUAUAACAUUCCCCAGAAAACCAUUCCCCAGAAUGCACCAUUCUCCAGAAAAGCAUUCCCCAGAAUGAACA
Messenger RNA from Ochlerotatus camptorhynchus, 3462 nucleotides. RefSeq names its product Lysine demethylase 5 (gene Kdm5). The record is from RefSeq and is a predicted model, not a curated record. Gene Ontology annotation, molecular function: DNA binding; histone H3K4me/H3K4me2/H3K4me3 demethylase activity. The transcript has 3 exons. Gene Ontology annotation, cellular component: nucleus; chromatin. Gene Ontology annotation, biological process: chromatin remodeling; regulation of DNA-templated transcription. Bases 375 to 3368 code for a protein of 997 amino acids. Lineage: Eukaryota; Metazoa; Arthropoda; Insecta; Diptera; Culicidae.